GUAGGUGCUUAAGUGAGGCCUGCCACUCUGUUUCUCAUUCCAUUCCACCACACCAUUUCUUUGUUCUGUUACCUUUUAGCAGAACUCAAGGUUUCCAUCAUCACCCAAUAUCUUCUUCAAUCUCUGUUCCCUCCCGCACAUGCAUCUAUAUAUACACACACAAACAAACACAUAAAUACAGAGAGAGAGAGAGAGAGAUUUAGAGAGAGAAAGAGGGCAACUGUCAUAUAAUGGCAGAUUGCGUGUGUGACUCUGAAUUACACAACUUGGGUACCAUGAUUAUUCCAGGGAAGAUUCAUGUCUAGGGAAUUUCUGGGUUUUUUUUGCAGCUCUUCUGCUAAUUUGAUCUUUCUCUUGUUUCUUGAUUCUUGAAGCUGAUGAGAUCUGAAGAACUGGGUUUCUUUUGUUAUUUGUUUCUUGGAAUGAGUGUUGAGAGUCAUCUCUAGAUUCAGGCAGGGAAUGUGGAGGCUAAUGGGUUAAGGGUUUUGUUCAAGAAGUUUCUGUCAAGAAUGGGUUUUUUUUUCUGGUGUAAGAUAUAGAGCUGAUGAAGCUCAUAACAUUUUUGCUCUAUAAAAGAACAGUCUUUGCUUGAAGAUUAGAAGAAGGGUUUUCUUUCUUUCUUUCUUUCACUAAUCUUUGAUUCUGCGGAAAUGAAGCUUUCUUCUUCUUGUUUCAAUCAGCAAUCUCCUCCUGAAGGGGAGAAAAAGUGUUUGAAUUCAGAACUUUGGCAUGCUUGUGCUGGCCCUCUUGUUUCAUUACCUGCUAUAGGUAGCAAAGUGGUGUAUUUCCCCCAAGGCCAUAGUGAACAGGUUGCCGCGUCCACAAAUAGGGAAGUCGACGGGCAUAUUCCGAAUUACCCGAGCUUGCCCCCACAGCUCAUCUGUCAGCUACACAAUGUAACAAUGCAUGCUGAUUUGGAGACGGAUGAAGUUUACGCUCAAAUGACAUUGCAACCUCUUAGCCCGCAAGAGCAAAAUGAUGCUUCAUUUCAUCCAAUAGAGAUGUGUACCCCUAGCAAACAGCCGACAAAUUACUUCUGCAAAACGCUGACAGCAAGUGAUACAAGCACUCAUGGUGGAUUUUCAGUUCCUCGGCGUUCAGCAGAGAAAGUGUUCCCUCCACUGGACUUCUCUCAGCAGCCUCCUGCCCAAGAAUUGAUUGCAAGGGACCUGCAUGACAAUGAAUGGAAAUUCAGACAUAUUUUCCGAGGCCAACCGAAAAGACAUCUUCUUACCACUGGUUGGAGUGUGUUUGUGAGUGCUAAAAGACUUGUUGCGGGCGAUUCAGUCAUUUUCAUCUGGAAUGAGAAGAACCAAUUAUUUCUUGGCAUUCGUCGUGCGAAUCGCCCUCAAACAGUAAUGCCAUCCUCAGUUAUCUCAAGUGACAGCAUGCAUCUCGGCCUUCUCGCAGCUGCAGCUCAUGCAGCAGCCACUAACAGCCGUUUCACCAUCUUUUACAACCCAAGGGCUAGCCCUUGCGAAUUUGUUGUACCUCUUACCAAAUAUGUGAAAGCUGUAUACCAUACCCGAAUUUCUGUCGGUAUGCGCUUCCGGAUGCUAUUUGAGACUGAAGAAUCUGGCGUUCGCCGGUAUAUGGGCACAAUAACUGGCAUUAGCGAUUUGGAUCCCGUACGCUGGCCAAACUCGUAUUGGCGAUCUGUCAAGGUUGGAUGGGAUGAAUCAACAGCCGGAGAUAGGCAACCAAGAGUAUCUCUUUGGGAAAUUGAACCUCUAAUUACAUUCCCAAUGUAUCCAUCGCCCUUCCUAAGGCUCAAGCGACCGUGGCCAUCCGGACUCCCAAACUUCAAUGGGAUGAAGGAAGAUGAUAUGAUGAUGAAUUCUCCGCUGAUGUGGCUGCGCGAUGGAGGAGACCCCGGGAUGCAGCCUGUCAAUUUCCAGGGGAUGGGCCUGACGCCGCCAUGGAUGAUGCAUCAUCAGCCAUCUCUCCCAAUGCUCGGCCUGCAAAACGACGCGUAUCAAGCCUUAUCCCCACUCUUGCAAUUCCAGCAACCAAACGCCGUCCCAAUUCAUAUGUUGGGACAGCAGUCUCAGUUCUUCCCCAAUCUCUCCGAUUCCCAAUCGCUCCUUCUCCAGCAACAAUCAUACCAACAUCAAAACUCACUCAACAACCUCCAACAACAAGGACAACAUUGUCUUGAUAAUCAUCUUCAGCAAGUGUCGAAUGUUGGGUCUGUCAUGUCCUCCCAAUUGGCUUCUUCAAGCUUUUCUGACCCAUUUCAGUGUCUGCUUGGUUCUUUGCCACAAUAUGAGACAGCACAGAUUAUGAAUGUGUCGAGGUCGGGUAACAUGAUGUCCCCCACUGGCUGGCCACCAAAGAGGGUCGCGGUUGAUCCAAUUUCUCCCCAGGUGGAACAUUUGGGAGGAGGACAAAACAUGGGUAUGUCCCAAAAUGUGGGUUCUUGUCCUUCCUCGUUCCCGGGUAGGGUGUGCUCAGAAGACCAGGAAGGGAACAACAAUGACCCUCAAAACAACCUCCUGUUUGGGGUUAAUAUAGAUUCCUCGUCUCUGCUGUUUCAGAAUGGGGGGAUUCCCCUCAAGGGAGUGGGGAGUGUUUGUGAUUCGACUAACUACGUGAGUCAUUCCGGAAAUGAUUUCCCCAUGAAUUCAGGACUGACGCCUCCCCCUUGCAUCGAGGAGUCGAGUGUCAUGCAGACUUCUGAGAAUCUGGGGCCGGAAAACCCACCCAAUAGAACCUUUGUUAAGGUUUGUAAGUCAGGGUCCUUGGGAAGGUCACUGGACAUCACCAAGUUCAGCAGUUACCCAGAGCUGCGCAGCGAACUUGCUCAGAUGUUUGGCCUCGAAGGCUUACUAGAGGACCCUCUAAGAUCAGGCUGGCAGCUUGUAUUUGUUGAUCGGGAGAACGAUGUUCUUCUCCUCGGCGAUGACCCUUGGCCGGAGUUUGUGAACAGCGUAUGGUGCAUAAAGAUACUGUCGCCUCAAGAGGUGCAGCAGAUGGGGAAGCAUGGCCUAGAGCUUCUAAGCUCCAUCCCCAUGUCUCGGAUGUCAAACGGGAGCUGUGAUGACUUUGGGACCUCGCCGGAGUCGAGGAAGAUGAUUAGUGGCAUGGCAUCUGUUGGUUCUCUUGAUUAUUGAAAACCCUAUUGUUGUUUGAUUAGUUGUGUAGCAUUUCUUUACUCAUUGCUUAAUCAUUUAUUAGAGGAAAUGCCCUAUUAAGUUUAGUUGCUCUAGUCUUUGAAACAAUUCUGUAGUUACCAAGACAUUUUGUGUUUUGCAUUCCAAGGAAUAGACAAAGAGAUGUGUAUAUGGGGCAAUUAGAGCUGUUGUUGGGUAAAUGU
Cuscuta campestris is the source of this 3316-nucleotide messenger RNA. The record is from the annotation of a GenBank genome assembly. NCBI's taxonomy places the organism in Eukaryota, Viridiplantae, Streptophyta, Magnoliopsida, Solanales, Convolvulaceae.